AUGGGGCUGAUAGAGACUGGCCUGAGGUCAUUGAGUGACUGUGGACUGGAAGUUUCGGGGAUGGGGGCCACACAAAGCUUUGAUCUUAGCAUACCUCAAGCUGUUGGCCAGCUUGAGGUGGUGUAUCUUGUCCGGCCAUUCCCGAAUUAUAACACCUACCAGCCAUUCCCGAAUUAUAACACCUACCAGCCAUUCCCGAAUUAUAACACCUACCAGCCAUUCCCGAAUUAUAACACCUACCAGCCAUUCCCGAAUUAUAACACCUACCAGCCAUUCCCGAAUUAUAACACCUACCAGCCAUUCCCGAAUUAUAACACCUACCAGCCAUUCCCGAAUUAUAACACCUACCAGCCAUUCGCUCGGGAAAUCACCAUUGUCAAGAAUUUUGUUGAAUAA
This is a messenger RNA of Scylla paramamosain (green mud crab), 396 nucleotides long. RefSeq lists its product as uncharacterized. The record is from RefSeq and is a predicted model, not a curated record. The transcript has 3 exons. Bases 1 to 396 code for a protein of 131 amino acids. NCBI's taxonomy places the organism in Eukaryota, Metazoa, Arthropoda, Malacostraca, Decapoda, Portunidae.